AAAUUUAGUGCAUAUCCAGGGAAUCAUUACACCCGUAUAAUACAUUUCUGCAUCAAAACGUCCGGACCAAUUCAUAAAACAACUCUAACAAGCCUUGAAGGAUUUAUUAGCGAGGUUAAAAUGUUCCAUACAACAAGAUGCCGGGCAGGCGUCCAACGGAAUUCUUGGUUUGGAGUGUGACCAAAUGGAUCAUAUUUGAUUGAGCUUAACAUAGAACUGUGAAAAAAAUGCACAGAGUGAUAGUGUUUGUUUACAUUUUGAUUACCAUUUUCUGCACGUUCCCUUGCAAAUGCGGAAAGAAUGACACCUGUAGAAAUUUCAAACGUAGACACAUUCUGAAAAUGACGUGUAACAAUGGCGGGAAACUUUUCUUACCGGAAGUGGUUGGAUUCUAUGGAAAAGACUGUGGUCUUUGUCAGGGACAGUCGGCACAACUCCUCACACAUAAAUACAACUGUUCCUGGAGAAAACGCUGUAAAAUCAAACUCAACAACAGGCGUAUGGUUACAGGCUGUUAUAGGAACAUGAAGUCUGUGAAAGUUUUGAAAAGUCCAUGCAUCCAAAAUGGAACUAAAAUAUAUGAUUUAAUCACAACAAAAACACUUCAUGGAAAUAGUCCUGUGUACUACCUUCCUGAAACAACAAUCAUCGUAAGAAGUCAUCGAAAUUUUCCUUGGAAUUAUAGAUAUCUAACAAAUCAUCCUCUUCAUCGUCUCAGAUUCAAUAUCCGGAUGGAAAACAUCGGUCGAAAAAUUGUGCUUUCUGUUGUUCAUCUCGACAUUCACUCAGCUACAGACAAAAUAUACGUCAUUUACAACAAGGUUAUAAACAUUACAAAUGAAAAGGAUCUUGAAAUAGACAUUGACAACAUCUCAUACUUUGAUAUUGAGUUGAACUCUACCUCUUUUAUUUCGAAUACAGCCAGAGCCGACGGAUUUGUGCUGUGCUUGAAAAUGAUGAAUAAAACGUCCCAGAAUUUUAAUUCAAUUUGUGAAGACGUCAUCAGAUAUGAUCAACUACAAAUUUCAUUGCUCAAAUCAUCUUUUAGGAAACGUAUAAAAGGCAAGAAGGGACGAAGGUGUUGCCGAAGAAAAACCAGUGCAAAGAGAUUUACAGCUUAACUUUUUUCUUACUAU
Messenger RNA from Saccostrea cuccullata (small rock oyster), 1136 nucleotides. RefSeq lists its product as uncharacterized. The transcript is spliced from 5 exons. NCBI's taxonomy places the organism in Eukaryota, Metazoa, Mollusca, Bivalvia, Ostreida, Ostreidae. Bases 228 to 1121 code for a protein of 297 amino acids. The record is from RefSeq and is a predicted model, not a curated record.